Micropterus dolomieu (smallmouth bass) is the source of this 2323-nucleotide messenger RNA. RefSeq names its product hepatocyte growth factor activator (gene hgfac). Bases 362 to 2185 code for a protein of 607 amino acids. Gene Ontology annotation, cellular component: extracellular region. The transcript is spliced from 14 exons. Lineage: Eukaryota; Metazoa; Chordata; Actinopteri; Centrarchiformes; Centrarchidae. Gene Ontology annotation, biological process: zymogen activation; blood coagulation. Gene Ontology annotation, molecular function: serine-type endopeptidase activity. The record is from RefSeq and is a predicted model, not a curated record.
GUCCUCCUGCAGCACCGUCUCGACCCCUGCCUGUGCCUGUGACUCCGGAAAGUUUCGGUCCGUCCUCUCUCUCGGUAGAUGACAAUGACAAACCGUGGGCGUCUGCAGAGAAGAUGUUGGGGGAAGACCAGCAGGGACGUAUAGGAUGCCUGAGAGACAGACGAGCCUAAUGACGCAACGGGUUUAACGUUACUCAAUACUGCUUGAAAUUGUGUGGGACAGGAUAAUACUUGCAGGAUUUCCUAUGACCAAAAGCAGGCUGAGGACUCGGAAACUGACAGAUAUAAAGUGACAGGCACGCAGAUCAUCUCCCCGAGCUGUGCUGGAAACAAGCUUCUCCGGACACCAGGCACCAACAAACAUGAUGGCAUACCUUAUAUUACUUUUUCUUCCUUGUGUUCUCAGUGCACGGGCGCGCAUUUUAGUCCCCGGGUUUGAACUAUCCAUCUCCCAAGAGCCAUAUAGGGAGAGCAGGAAAGUUCUGACUACUACGGGCAAAGAAUGUAAGUUCCCAUUUCGUCAGGGUGGACGGAUUCAUCACCACUGCAUCACCAUCCUGUCCUCAAGACCGUGGUGCUCCCUCACACAUAACUUUGAUCGGGACCGGCAGUUUGGCUUCUGCGCACCAGAGAAAACUCAGCCAGAUGUUUUUGUCCACACAUCCCGCAGAAUCCCAAAUCCAUGUCAGGGGACUCCCUGUCAGAAUGGAGGCGUGUGCACGCCGAUCCCACACAGAUACUCGUUUGAGUGCUCCUGUGCUGAGAACUUCACUGGGAAACUCUGUGAGCAGAAAAAGUGCUAUGAAACUGUACACCUGCGCCAUUACGACUCUGGAGAGUCUUGGGGGCGGAUUCACCUCCGUAAUGUGGAACAGUGCACAUGCAUGGCAGGGGAAAUCGAGUGCGAAAGAGUCCGCUACACAACUUGCCGUUCAAACCCUUGUAAGAAUGACGGAACGUGUCGACUGAUCAUGGCAACCGGCAAGGAGGUGUGUAGCUGCAGAAGUGCCUACAGCGGGCCAGACUGCAGCUUUGAGCCGGAGACAGAGUGCUAUAAAAACAGGGGUACAGGUUACAGAGGGCUGGUGGGCACCACGUUGUCCGGCGCCCUGUGUCUGCCGUGGAACUCAGACCUGCUGUAUGACGAGCUCCAUGUGGGCACGGUGGUUGCCUCGUCCUUCAGGGGCCUCGGGGAACAUGCCUACUGCAGAAACCCAGAUGGGGACAAGAAGCCGUGGUGCUACACACUAAAGGACAGCGCCAUCUCCUGGGAGUACUGUGACGUCCCCUCCUGUGUGAUGUCUGUGUCUUCUUCUCGGAGGAUUAUCCCAUUGAAUGUCCCGCCCAGCGUUAAAAAACCAAACUCAGACGAGCCGGCAAAAAAGCCUGUGUGCGGGAAAAAGCACAAGAAGAGGUUAUCGAUAGCCAGGGGCCGGAUAAUGGGUGGAAAGUCCGCUCUGCCGGGCACUCACCCCUGGAUGGCAGCCAUUUACAUUGGACAGUCAGACUUCUGCGCCGGCAGCCUGAUCGCCUCUUGCUGGGUUGUCUCUGCGGCUCACUGCUUCUUCCGCAAUGUGUCUUCCCUCAGCCCCCUGAAGUCUCAGCUUCGCGUGGUGUUCGGCCAGCAUGGUUUCAACGUCACCGGUCCCAACACCAGGACAUUCGGAGUGGAGGACUACAUCUUUCCAAAACAGUUCUCCGUGUUCAAUCCAACACUUCAUGACAUUGUUCUGAUCAAACUGAAGAAGGAGGACGGGCACUGUGUGAGAAGGACCCCCUUUAUCAGUCCCAUCUGUCUCCCAGACAAAAGCGUGACGUUCCCUGAUGACUACUGCUGUAUUAUUAGCGGCUGGGGACACAUGCAUGAGAAGGCAAAUGGUUACAAUACUCUGCAGGAGGGUGGAGUGAGACUGAUUCCUCAUGAGACUUGUAGAAAGCCAGACGUUUACGGCAACCAUGUCACCGCUGACAUGUUUUGUGCGGGGCUCAACGGCUGUGUUGACGCCUGCCAGGGCGACUCUGGAGGCCCUCUGGCUUGUGCGAGGAAUGAUGUCAGCUUCCUGUAUGGGAUCAUCAGCUGGGGAGAGGGCUGCGGCCGCUCUGGAAAACCUGGUGUUUACACUAAAGUAGUGAACUAUAUCGACUGGAUCAAUUCAGUGAUCAGACGCAAACCCAAGGCUUCAUGAUUGGACGUUACCUGGACAUUAGCUUUAAUAUAUGAUAUAUUGUACUAUAUUGUAUUCUAACUUUAUUUGUAAUGAUUGUGGAAGUUUAUUUUUUAACUGUGAAACAUUUUGUGAAUGAAUAAACCCUUACUGACUUGA